GUCACUUGAUGGCCACAGCGUCAGAGCUUGAAUAGAACCUGGCGCUCGUCCUUCUCUUUCUCUCACUCACCAUCCACUGAACAACUUCUCUCUGACCUCGACCUCCGCGAUGGGCGUCGACCGCCCGAUCACGGAGUUCUUCAAGCCGCUCAAGGAGAACAAACGCGGGCGCAAACGGCGGCGAGAGCAAGAGGAGACGGACGAGUCGCCCGGCGCGAAGGCACGCAAGGCUGGGUCCAGCAAGGCCUCACCCUCCGUUCUCCGAAGCACUGUCACCGCGAACAAAGGCAAAAGCGCGGCCCCUGUGGACGCGAACCGAGUCGAUGAAUCAGCGGAGGCGAACGGCCGGGAAGUAGGGCCCUCAUCGUCCAUCUCGCCUCCGAAUAUCGGUCUUGAAAGAAGCAGCUCGAAGCCGCUACUGUUGGACGCAGGCACGGCGCUCAGCACGCCCAUCGGAUCGAGGAUCAGCGCCCUCACUUUGCAUACGCCACCGCUCACCGGCCACCCGCCCGAGAAGCGGCAGACCGCGGGUGAUGCUCAUGUAGCAGCAUUCGUCAAGAAGCCCCCGGACCGCCAUGCUCUGCCCACUCCCGUCACCCUCCCCCGUCGACGCACCUCGCGCGAGUUGCCUCCUCCGGGGCCCGAGUCCUCGCAGGAUCCUCCGAGCAGUCCUGCCUUCAAGUUUCCCUUCAGAACUUCCGAGGAGAUCGUACCUUCUUCGCAACCUACACAGGACUGGCUACGAUCUCCGCGCAAGCCAGCUUCUUACGACCAAGGAGACGACACCGUCUUCAAGGUCCCGCGCACGCCUGUAUCACGACGGCGCUGGGACGACGAGGUGCCUUUGUCACAGUCCCCAGUGGCUUUGGACUCCGACGAAUGCGUGGGCACGUCACAGUCCCAGGAGCGCUUCCCGCUCUUGGGGUGGAGGUCGCGCAGCACAUCCCCGGUCAAAUCACGGUCGCCUGUCAAGCCUGUAUCCCGGCACGAAGUUGCCUCGAGCGUCGCAGACGAAGACACCUCAUACCAGCGCAUGCUCGGCGGCUCGCAACCUCUCUCAUCCCCACAACAGCAGCUCCUCUCGUCCCCGCACCGGCAGCUCCCCUCCUCCCCUCCCGGCUCGCCGGCGUCUCGCCCUCUCUCGCAAUACACGGAGACCGAGCCUGGCUCGUACGACUAUCUGUGGAACCUGAGAUCUGUAGAGGGCCAGCCCGCGGAGGAAGACUCCUCCCGAUCGUCCAAGGACGACGCCUCUUCCCAAUCGUCCUCACAGACGAUUCCGGGGACCUACGAAGAUCGCGACAAGUGGCCGAAACCGCUGCCGUCGAAGGUGAGGCGUCGGGGGAAGACGUCGAGGACGGAGCUUCGGGUGCAGACGUCGUCGGAGACGCAGCCCAGCGCUUCGUCUUUGAAGAUGAAGCUGAGCGCUACACCGGCGGUGACCCAGUCAAGCGCUACGUGGGCGGAGACCCAGCCAAGCGCCCCGCCGUCGGAGACCCAGUCCAGCGCUACUCCUCCGGAGACUCAGUCGAGCGCCCCGCCCUCGGGGACGCAGCCAAGCGCUAUGCCCUCGGAGACCCCGUCGUCGUCGCCUCAGUUAAGCCCAACGCAGCCGAUGACGUGCGAUCUUUGGACGGCCGAGGAUUUUGCGCACCUCAGGAAGGAUGUUGCGCGCGAUCGAGGGAAGAAUGUCGCGCGCGGUGAAGGGAAGAUUGUCGCGCGCGGUAAAGGGAAGAAUGUCGCGCGCGAUAGAGGGAAUGAGGACGAUGCUCACGGCUCGCGGGAUGGCGGUGGUGAAGCGCACGACGAGGAGCAUGAAGCGCACGACGAGGAGCAUGAAGCGCACGACGAGGAGCAUGAAGCGCACGACGAGGAGCAUGAAGCGCACGACAAAGAGUCUGAAGUGCACGACGAAGAGGCGUCGCAGGCCGAGGUCAACGACUCGCAGGCGCAGGUCAACGACUCGCAGGCGCAGUUCGACGAUUCGCAGGCAGGCCUCGACGACUCAUUUGGCUCAGACUUUUCUCUGGGAUUGUACGCUGGCGAAGGCAGCUUCCCAGACGACUUCCCUGAGUCGCUGAAGCUGUGA
This is a messenger RNA of Schizophyllum commune H4-8, 2089 nucleotides long. RefSeq lists its product as uncharacterized. The transcript is spliced from 2 exons. Lineage: Eukaryota; Fungi; Basidiomycota; Agaricomycetes; Agaricales; Schizophyllaceae. The record is from RefSeq and is a predicted model, not a curated record. Bases 110 to 2089 code for a protein of 659 amino acids.